AUGGAAUUGAGGAUUUCGCCACUUACUAGAAUUAUAUCCCUAUCAGGAUUUUUAGCUUCUGGUUUCCUGUUUGUUAUAUUAAGCUGUGCCUUAUAUCACAAUUACUACCCUCUAUUUGGCACACUUAUAUUUUUACUGGCACCGAUCCCAAACUCACUGUUUGGAAGGAAAGGCUAUGAUACCUCUGAUUUCAUGUCUGAUACUACCAACAAUGCCCGUGAUUUUGGCCAUUUCCUGACAAGUAUGAUGGUAACGAGUGGUAUUGUGUUGCCCUUUGUAUUCUACCACUGCCAGUUAAUUGGCUCUGUGAGCUGUAUUAUGAGUAUGGUCGGUGGUCUGAUAAUAUACUUGAGUAUCAUUAUCUUCUCCUGGUUUUUCAGCACUUCUUGGGACAGCGAGGACGAUAACCUGUUCGGCUAG
Messenger RNA from Nakaseomyces glabratus, 420 nucleotides. It is a transcript of the gene VPS55, whose product is annotated as Vps55p. Gene Ontology annotation, cellular component: Vps55/Vps68 complex; endosome. NCBI's taxonomy places the organism in Eukaryota, Fungi, Ascomycota, Saccharomycetes, Saccharomycetales, Saccharomycetaceae. The record is from RefSeq and is a predicted model, not a curated record. Gene Ontology annotation, biological process: late endosome to vacuole transport via multivesicular body sorting pathway.